Molecule: messenger RNA, 981 nt
Organism: Topomyia yanbarensis
Lineage: Eukaryota; Metazoa; Arthropoda; Insecta; Diptera; Culicidae
Exons: 1
Coding region: 1-981 (326 amino acids)
Biological process (GO): DNA integration
Molecular function (GO): nucleic acid binding
Source: RefSeq, a predicted model, not a curated record
AUGUCAGUUGAGGACUUUCUUCAAAGCUUGCUGUGGAAAUGUGGGCCUCCGUGGUUGCAGUCGUCGGCUGAAAUAUGUCAUUCCAAUACCCGAGACGUGAAUUUCACUGAUGAAGAGCUGGAGACACGAAAGCUAGUUCAUACUGCCAUUGUUGUGCCAGAGCCGAAUGCGCUGUUCAUGAUGCGUUCUUCGUUGGAGCCACUUUUGCGCAUUGUUGCAUACUGCAUUCGUUUUACUCGCAACUGUCGGAAUGUCAAAAGUCGCAAUCGUUCCCCAUUUAUAACUGUCGAAGAAUUCUCAACGGCAAAGUUGGCUCUGGUCAAACUAGUACAAACCGAGUGCUUCGAGAAUGAUCUUAAACAUUUGCACAAGCACGGACAUGUCCAUAAAAGGUCUACGCUUAGGUUGCUUCGUCCUUUUCUUGAUAAGGCCGGCAUCAUUCGAGUUGGUGGUCGUCUUAGUUAUUCCGCCCAAGAAUUCACGACAAAACAUCCAACAAUACUUCCAAGUGUGCAUCCCUUCACCAGAAUAUUAGUUGAUUAUUUUCAUCGUCAAACAGUCCAUGGAGGACGUCAACUAACACUAGUGGUUAUGAGACAGGAGUUUUGGCCCAUACAUGGUAAACGAGUGGUCAACACCGUGCUUCAGAAAUGUCAUCGCUGUUUUCGCUGUAAUCCAAUACCCAUCCAGCAACCAACUGGCCAGCUUCCGUGUCCACGCGUUCGACCAAGUAGACCGUUCUCCAUCGUAGGUGUGGAUUACUGCGGCCCUUUUUAUUUAAAGCCUCCGCAUCGUCGUGCCGCAGCUCCCAAGGCAUAUAUCGCUGUCUUUGUUUGUUUCGCCACCAAAGCGAUGCAUCUUGAAAUCGUCAGUGACCUAUCAACAGUUGGAUUUAUGUCGGCUUUCCGUCGCUUCAUUGGAUAUCAUGGUGUUCCGAGCGAAGUUCAUUCAGACAAUGCUAAAAACUUCGCUGGCGCUUAA